GUAAACACUCAAGACUUCAGAGGUAUUGUUCGGGAAGAUGCUGUUUUGUAUCUCCUAGAAAUUCCCAAAGGUGAAAUAGUGACAAUUUUGGCUCAAAGCAAAUAUGAAGUCUACAGAGACAUCAUGGCCUGUGGCAGAGGAGAUUCAUUCUUCAUCAGGAGUCACUUCGAGUGUGAAAAAGAAUCACCACAGAGCUUAGCAUUCACCAGAGGGGAGAUCUUUAGAGUAGUUGAUACGCUGUAUGAUGGCAAACUGGGAAACUGGCUGGCUGUGAGAAUUGGAAAUGAACUGGAAAAGGGCCUUAUUCCAAAUAAGAGCAGAGCUGAACAGAUGGCCAGUGUUCAAAAUUCCCAAAAAGAUGGCUCCAGUGAUAGAGCAGACUUCUGGAGAACACGUGGCCAGCGAAUUGUGUCUGUGAGCACAAAGUUCCCAGCUUAUGAGCGAGUUCAGUUGCGUGAAGCUGGUUUUAAGAGACCUGUGGUGAUAUUUGGCCCUAUUGCAGACGUUGCUAUGGAGAAGUUGUCAAAUGAUUUGCCUUACCUGUACCAGACAGCAAAGACAGAACCACGAGAUGCAGGUUCAGAGAAGUCAACUGGGGUCGUGCGCUUGAACACUGUGAAGCAAAUCAUUGAGCAGGAUAAACAUGCUCUGUUGGAUGUCACUCCUAAAGCAGUGGACCUCCUAAAUUACACCCAGUGGUUUCCAAUUGUGGUCUUCUUUAACCCAGACAGCAGGCAGGGUGUGAAGACCAUGAGACAAAGGCUAUGUUCUACAUCAAACAAGAGCUCUAGAAAGCUUUAUGAGCAAGCAAACAAACUGAAGAAAACUUGUUCCCACCUCUUUACAGCAACCAUCAAUUUGAAUUCAGCCAACGACAGCUGGUAUGGUAGUCUGAAAGAUACAAUUCAGCAACAGCAAGGAGAGGCAGUAUGGGUAUCAGAAGGAAAGAUGGAUGGCAUGGAAGAUGAUGCAGAUGAUCGUAUGUCUUACCUUACUGCAAUGGGUGCUGACUAUCUGAGCUGUGACAGUCGGCUGAUCAGUGACCUAGAGGACACAGAUGGAGAAGGAGGUGCAUACACUGACAAUGAACUUGAUGAGCCCUUAGAGGAACCAAGGAUUUCAUCUGUCAGCCGGUCCUCUGAACCUGUGCAUCAUGAGGAGAGUUUAAAAAAAAUUACUCCAGAGCCAAGGGCUCAGUUGAGAAAAGCUGGUAGCCGGGAGAUCCUUAGAGAACCAAGUCCACCUCCAGCAUUCAAGCCUGAACCACCUAAGGGAAAGUUACAAAGCAAAGAGGAGCUAUAUGACUUCCCCAAGAAUUAUGACUCCAAAUCAAGUAAUGUUGCUGUCAGCAGUGAGACUUCAACUGUAUCAGCUAAAGCAUCACCACCACCUGUUUCUGUGAAACCUGUCUUUGGGCGUCCCAUCCUGAGAAACUCUCAGCCAGCGGUUCCGCCUGCUGAGGAAGAGGAGGAGACAAAGUUGGAAGAGGAAGGAAGCGAACAAGAAAAUACUCCAAAAUCAGUAUUGAGGAAAGUGAAAAUAUUUGAGGAGAUGGAUCAUAAGGCAAGGAUGCAAAGAAUGCAAGAGCUGCAAGAGGCCCAGAAUGCCAGGCUUGAAAUAGCCCAGAAGCAUCCGGAUAUUUAUGCUGUCCCUGUCAAAACACAGAAGUCAGAACAGAACUGGCCCCAGCCGAUGAGCUCCAGACCUCCAGAACCCCAGAAACCUCCUGUUAGACCUUACCUAGAGAAUCGUUGCAGUUACGGCAGUGAUGUGGAGGAGGAGGAGGAGGAGUACCGUCGGCAGCUGGCAGACCACUCAAAGAAGGGGUAUUAUGGACAGCCAUCCAGAUACAGAGACACAGAAUUGUAG
Acanthisitta chloris (rifleman) is the source of this 1869-nucleotide messenger RNA. RefSeq names its product tight junction protein 2 (gene TJP2). Lineage: Eukaryota; Metazoa; Chordata; Aves; Passeriformes; Acanthisittidae. The record is from RefSeq and is a predicted model, not a curated record. Gene Ontology annotation, molecular function: cell adhesion molecule binding. Gene Ontology annotation, cellular component: plasma membrane; bicellular tight junction. Gene Ontology annotation, biological process: cell-cell junction organization; establishment of endothelial intestinal barrier; cell-cell adhesion. The transcript is spliced from 13 exons. The annotation marks the transcript as partial.